Messenger RNA from Uranotaenia lowii, 6878 nucleotides. It is a transcript of the gene Pkn, whose product is annotated as serine/threonine-protein kinase N. The transcript is spliced from 12 exons. Lineage: Eukaryota; Metazoa; Arthropoda; Insecta; Diptera; Culicidae. The record is from RefSeq and is a predicted model, not a curated record. Gene Ontology annotation, biological process: protein phosphorylation; signal transduction. Bases 1115 to 4981 code for a protein of 1288 amino acids. Gene Ontology annotation, molecular function: small GTPase binding; ATP binding; protein serine/threonine kinase activity.
UUUGUUUUGUGGUAUUCGUUAGUUUAGUUGUUCUUCGCAACGAACGGUUGUCGUCGAGCUCUGAGUGGUCGCAUUUUGUGUAAUUAUUCGGGUUCGUUCGUCGUAGGGAAAGUUGUCUGUUUUUAUUGUUGCCUGCAUUGUGUACCGGAUUCGGGUUGUGCCGGGUGUUUGGUGACUUCCGGUUCCGUUUGACGGUGGAGAACGAAAUCACUUGAAGGAAGUACCGUUCUGGAAGUGGGCCAGUCCCAGUGCGAGAAGAGCAGUUUUAAAAGGGGCGAAAAGUGUGAGACCUCUGCGGCUGAAAGAAGCAGAAGGAACGAACGAUCGUGUGUCGUGGUGAAAGACACGUUGAUGAUACUCGUUUUGCGUAGGUACGAAUGAGACGGAAGAUACCCCGGCCGAAGGUGUGAGUAAGACAGGGCUGUCCCCGUUUAGCAGAAGCAGCAGCAGCAGAGUGACAAACGAAACGAAACCCCGAGGAGGAAGUGUGCCGAGAGUUUAGAAAUUCCGUUGUCCAUGUCCGCGAUCUUUUCCUUUAAAGCAGAACCUCUUCGGUUGACCGCUGUCUUUUGGGUUUUGAUUUUUAGUGUCGGUUGCACAAGUGAAUAUUUUGAUUUGUAGAAAGGUGAUUUAACUUCAAGAAUCACGAUCAAGUUGUUUCGAGCGAGUGUUCUGGGGGAAGAUUGAAAGCAGAAGUGUAACACCUAAAAGUUUCCGUUCCGUGUGUAUGAAAAAUUGGAGUUCAGUUGCGUAGGAAGUGUUCGGUUGUAAUCCAGUUGGGAAGUUACGGAUCUUAUCUAUCAGUAAUUUAAGUUGCGAUCUGAGUGGCCUCUCGGGAAGGGAAAUCGUUUAGUAGAAGAAAAACACGGGUCAAUCGCUGAAGCAUCAACUGCAGCAGAAAUUGUGCGAUCCAAGAGUAAUAACACAAAAAAAAGUGACGACGAUCAGAGUGAGAAAGCGAAGGAAUUUCUGCUAGCUAGCUAGCGGACAACAAGCAGGAACCGAGGGAAGAAACAAGUAAAAAAAAACAACAACCCAACCUAGCAAGUGCUGCUGCAGACUUAGAUUGGAAUUGGCCGACUACGAGAGAACAGAGCGGAACUACCAACUCAAAAUGGCGGACUCGUAUUAUCAGGGUGACUACAUCAAGCAUCCUGUGCUGUACGAGCUCAGCCACAAAUAUGGAUUGGCCGACAAUCUGCCGGAAAGUUUGCUCCCCAAUCGGCUGGAGGAGAUCAAAGAAGCCAUCCGGCGGGAAAUCCGGAAGGAGCUCAAAAUCAAAGAAGGUGCCGAAAAGCUACGGGAAGUGGCCACCGAUAGGCGUUCCCUCUCGGAUGUGGCCUCCAUCGUCAAAAAGAGCAACAACAAGCUCGCAGAACUGAAAUCCGAGCUCCACGAGCUGGAAAGCCAAAUCAUCCUGACCCAGGGCAACAGCGUCAGCAGCAGCACCAAUGGCCAGGAUAUGAUCCCCUCCCCAGUCACACCAACCGCCGGCCCGGAGCUUACCCCGAACGACAGGUUACUGAUAUCGCUGGAAAAACAGCUCAGCAUCGAAACCAAGGUGAAGAACGGGGCCGAAAACAUGAUCCAAUCGAUCUCCAGCGGCCACCAUGGGCGGGACAAGAAGUUGCUCGCGGAAGCACACCAGAUGCUAGCCGAUUCCAAAGCCAAAAUCGAAUUCCUCCGGUUACGGAUACUGAAGGUGCGGCAGAAUAAGCUUAAUAAUAAGGUGUCGGAGGAAAAUGGGGAGAAUAAACCGCGGGAGCUGGCAGAGAAUUCGUUGGAGGAUCGGAUCGAUGAGUUACGGCAUCGGUUAAGGAUAGAGGCUGCGGUGGUAGACGGAGCCAAAAACGUCAUCCGGACGUUACAGAGUACAAAGACGAUCGAUAAGAAAGCGCUACAGGAGGCUCAAACCCGCUUAUCCGAAUCCUCCCGUAAGCUGGACCUGCUUCGGAAAGCCCUCGAACUGCGGCGGCUAGAACUACCUCAGGACUCACAGGCAGCCAUCCAGCUUAAGGCGGAACUGCAAAGCAUGCAAGCCUCCAGUCCGGUUCCCGUGCAGUACACGUCGUUGCAUCCUUUCCGGGGGUCUACUCAGGGCAAACCGGUGCACAGCCUAUCGUUCAGUCGAUGUGCCGCCGUCACCGGCAAACUCGAGGUCCGGCUCAUGGGCUGCCAGGACCUGCUGGAAGAUGUACCCGGGCGAUCCCGUCGUGAUAAGGACUCCGGCUCUAGUCCGGGUGAUUUGAAGAGUUUCGUCAAGGGCGUCACCAGCCGAAGUUCAUCGAAAAGCUACAGCGUUAAGGAUGAAACUUCGACCGAGAUUAUGGCUGUUAUUAAAUUAGACAACAUCACCGUAGGUCAGACCUCGUGGAGGCCCUGUUCCCAGCAGGCUUGGGAUCAGCGCUUCUCGAUAGAUCUAGAUCGAUCGCGGGAGCUCGAAAUCGGCAUCUACUGGCGCGAUUGGCGAUCGCUGUGUGCCGUCAAGUUUUUACGCCUGGAGGAGUUCAUAGACGAUAUCCGGCACGGCAUGGCCCUCCAAUUGGAACCGCAAGGUCUCCUAUUCGCCGAAAUUAAAUUCCUCAACCCGAUGAUAUCGCGGAAGCCGAAGCUGCAGCGACAGCGGAUGAUCUUCAACAAACAGCAGGUGAAAAACAUUCCCCGUGCCAAGCAGAUGAACAUCAACGUGGCCACCUGGGGUCGAUUGCUGAAACGGAACACAAACACGCCGGCGGCUGGUACCGCUGGGGCGCAGUCUACGAUCAACACACCCACCUCACCUUCGGUCCCGUUCGAUCCCGUGGCGGAGCAUGAUCCGGCCGAAACGUUAGGGGAAACGGCCGACCAGAACACCACCGGGCUGAGUGGCGCACGACCUUUGGGUAUCCACGGAGUGGCAGUCCUACCGGAAAGUCCCUCGUCACACUCGCUGCCCCAGCAGCAACACCACCACCAAGUCACAUCACCAGGCAUGCGACCGUCUCAGUCGCCUCACUCCCUCAGCACCCCCACUAGCUUCAGCCAAAAGAAACCACCGAUGCCAUCGCCACCCCAAGUGUUGCAGCACCAACAGCAGCAGCCGCCGAUGGUGGUAUCGCCAACGUCCUCCUCCUCCUCCGCAGCCAACAACGUCAAAAUGAUGGACCAAGAGCUACAAAAUGCGUUGAAGGAGUUCGAUUUCCUCCAGCAGCACGAUACGCUUACCGGAAACUUACUGGCAGCCUACAGGCAGCAGCACCAGCUGGAACAAACGGAAAUGGCCCCACAAUUCGGCGUCCAUCGCCAGCAGGAAGACGAUGACGUCUACGACGUUCCCCCACCUCCACUACCUCAGACGCCACCUCCGGCGCUUCAGAAAAGCCUUUCCGGUGAUCUACUGAGGCCGGUUCUCUCGAUGCCCCCAGUCGUUCUCAUGGGUGGUGGUGAUCCAAACAGUAAUCGGAACAGUUACCUCUCCUACUCAUCAACUACUCCGAUCGUCGAGGAGCCCCCCUCGCCGGCCAUCAACGCUGUGGAUUAUCCGUUCCAGGAUUAUGACGUCUAUUCUGUAUCGUCUGCGACGUCCAUCGCCGGCUAUGGCGGCGGCGGCGUCGUCACAACCAUCAACAACGGAAGUGAAUGUGGAGAAACCUACGACGACAUUAUCGAGAUCAUCCAACCGUUUGAUCAGCUAGCUGUUACAGCCAAUGUAUCAAGCCAACAACCGGCCCAUAUCCAGAACCAAGCUGCGAUCGCAUCGGCCGCUGCAGCUGCAGCCCUUCAACAACAGCAGUACUAUCAACAGCAACUCAUACUCCAGCAACAGCAGCAGCAGCAAAACCAGCAGCAGCAACAGCAUGAUAGCAUGGGUGCAGCAGGACCAGCCGUGGUUCCUCCUCCGAUCGUUCCCCCGAGUCGUCGACAGGGUCCGGCCCGUGCCCUCCAGUAUCGGGACAGUGCCUACGAAAGUCGGCGCCAAUCGCAGGCCGGAAGCACCGGCAUGCAGAUCGAUAGCUUCCGGUUGCUGAGCGUACUCGGUCGGGGGCACUUCGGCAAGGUAAUCCUUGCGCAGUACAAAAACACCGGCGAGUACUUCGCCAUCAAGGCCCUGAAGAAGGGUGACAUCAUUGCUCGGGACGAGGUUGAGUCGUUACUCAGCGAGAAGCGCAUCUUCGAGGUGGCCAACACCAUGCGGCAUCCGUUCCUGGUGAACCUGUUUGCCUGCUUCCAAACCGAGCAACACGUCUGCUUCGUGAUGGAGUACGCCGCUGGCGGUGAUCUCAUGAUGCACAUCCACACCGAUGUGUUCUCGGAACCACGGGCGGUAUUCUAUGCGGCAUGCGUCGUCCUCGGGCUGCAGUAUCUGCACGAGAGCAAGAUCAUCUACCGGGAUCUGAAGCUCGACAAUCUGCUGCUCGAUACGGAAGGUUAUGUGAAAAUUGCCGAUUUCGGUCUCUGUAAGGAAGGUAUGGGUUUCGGUGAUCGAACCGGAACGUUCUGCGGUACUCCGGAGUUCUUGGCGCCAGAAGUGCUCACCGAAACGUCCUACACCCGGGCUGUGGAUUGGUGGGGCCUUGGGGUGCUGAUCUUUGAGAUGUUGGUUGGAGAGUCUCCAUUCCCCGGUGAUGACGAGGAGGAAGUGUUCGAUUCCAUCGUCAACGACGAAGUGCGCUACCCGAGGUUCCUUUCGUUGGAAGCGAUUGCCAUUAUGCGAAGGCUACUGAGGAAAAAUCCCGAACGGCGGUUAGGAUCCUCGGAGCGCGAUGCGGAGGACGUGAAGCGGCAAGCCUUUUUCCGGAACAUUGUGUGGGACGAUUUGCUGCUCCGGAAAGUGAAGCCGCCCUUCGUGCCAACCAUUCGUUCCUCCGAGGAUGUGUCCAACUUCGACGAGGAGUUCACCUCGGAAAAGCCCCAGCUAACGCCACCGAAGGAUCCCCGCAACCUAACCGAGAGCGAGCAGGCCUUCUUCAAGGACUUUACCUACGUGGCCGACUGGUGUUGACAUCAACAGUAAAGCAGACGAACAAAACGACAACAACUCAACAACAAUUCUGUGUCUAUACAUAUUCUGGUUACUGUUUUUUUUUGUUUCUAUUUAUUACAAUUACUAAAACUAAAACUAAACUAAACAAACAAUGGGUGGCACCGUUUCGAGACGUAAAAAAUUCCGUUUAUUGACACGUUAACAAGAAAAAUUUAUGGAAACUGCCACGCAUGGUGAUAAGAUGAUAGUAAUUUAGCAUGAGAGUAGUAGGAACAGUUUACAUUGUUAUUGCUAGAAUUGAAAAAAUAAACAAAAAAAGUUAAUAUAUUGUAACAAUAAUAGAUGGCGGAACGCGAAAUAGGAUUCACGCUGAGGUUCCGUUCCGGUUGUUGGUUAAUCUACACGAAAGGUCUUCCAAAAACAAAUGAGUAAAACUGCUAAAAUCCAAGACGCGGAUAGCGGAGCAGAGUAGGUUAAAUUGCAAAAGAAAAUAUCAGGAAUAAAUGUUGGCUUUAAAGUUGCGCUCGCGUUGCGAUGUGGUUUGAAGAUUAAGUGCAUAAGAGCAUCCGUUUUUUUUAUACGAAUUUAAACUUAACCGUUAAAUCACUCACCUUAUACAAUAGGAACAAGAAGAACACAACAGCAACACGAUUUUUUUUACACGAAACCCAAGGCUAAGACAACAGUUAUUAGAUCAUAAGAUGAAAACGGAAAGUAAUUGCUAGGUGCCUUCUGAAAGUUGUCCUACUGGAUGCCAGAGGAUUGAACUAAGAAAGAGCACUCGAAACAUUUGUGGAUGAAGUUAGAAAUAGUAUAGUUUCUAAAGCUCUGCGGUAGAUAUUUGUUUAAGAGAAAGUUGUUGCUCGUAUUAUGCUGAGAGAAAACAAACAAACAAACAAACAAACAAACAAAAAACCAAUUUAACUCUGCUCAGUUUUUUGAAGAAGUUUGAAAAUUUUCCUAAAGGGAAAUAAAAUAUGGUUAAAAAACCGAUUAUGGCAGCAUAUUAUACAAACUAAAAUAUAGCAUCCGCAAUCUAAGCAUUAUCCUCCAUAAGUUUUUUUUUUCUUUUUACACACCCACUUUAAUUUAUCAUGUUUAUACUUUUUUUUUCUAAUUCAUCGUAAGCCAAAUAAAUUAUAACCGUUUGCUUGUUUUUAAGACAACAACCCCAUCAUAUUACUAGCUAGAGAAUGAUUUUACUGAACAAACUCAACGACACGUUCAAUGCUACUCGACUUGUCGCUGAGAUAAAUAAUUAUUAGCAUCUGUAAAUAGGCAAGCUCUAAAACAAAACAAAAACGUAUUAUCGACCAACAACUCCCCUCCAAAAAAAAAAUCCUCAUCCAGCUCCCAACAACCCCAACAACAUAUAGGAUGUAAAGUUAUCCAAUUGUAUCUUAGCUAAGGUGAGCUCACAUCAGUCGCCGCCAGAAAUGGAGGAGCGUUGUUUACUAUUUUUUUAAUGUUACAUAUUGAUAAUUUACCCUUCACACAUACACAAAAAAGAAGUAACAUCCCCACUCUGGAUGUUUCCACAAGCAAAAAACAAACAAACACUACACAAAUACAUAUGAUCACGUGAUUGAUUAGUUUUUAGCGGAAACAAAAACAGUAAAUGUUUAUUGAGAUAUAUAGGAUUAGGCUUAGAAUGAAAUCCAACAAACAGCAAGAAGAAAGCAUGUUUAACAAUUAGAAACCCGAUUUUGUUGAACAAAGAGCAGCAGCAUUAUCAUCGUCGUGUAACACAUCUAGAAAAACCUUUAAGAGGAUGAAUGAUGAAAACGAAGAAAAAAACACACACACAUUAAUCAUCGAUUGACCAACCAACAUUCGAAUGCAUUUUGGUUUACCCAAUUUUUCGUCAAAAGAGUAUGGUUAACAGAAAAAUAAAAACACUACUGGAAAACUUAAA